Molecule: messenger RNA, 1366 nt
Organism: Cicer arietinum (chickpea)
Lineage: Eukaryota; Viridiplantae; Streptophyta; Magnoliopsida; Fabales; Fabaceae
Source: RefSeq, a predicted model, not a curated record
UGAUCAUACAGAAAAUGAAUUGAUGAGUAACAGUAACAGUCCUCUACCACUUCACACUCUCUCUCUCUCUCUCUCUCAAUCUCUUCAAAUCCCACUUAUUUUGGCAACAAUUUUUCCUACCCCACCAAAUACAAAAAUCAUCAUCACCAACACCUAUUGAACAAAAUAAGAAGCACCCUCAAAACUAAAAAACAGUGUAUCCCUUUGUCUUUGUCCUUUGUAUAUCCUUUAAAAGAUAAUAAAUAUAUCAACAUCACAAAUUUGAAUCUUUACAAAAACAAAAAACAUGGAAGAGGUUUGGAAAGACAUGAACUUGGCUUCAUUGAAUGAACAAAACACACGACCCGUCACAAUAACUAAUCGUUCCAAUUUUGGAAAUGCAAUCCUUCAAGAUUUUCUAACUCGACCUUUAGAUUCUUCUUCUUCAUCUUCUUCUUCUAAUUCUUCUAAUUCUUCCUCUGUUGUUUCUGAAAAUGUUUCACUUUAUUGUCCUGUUUCUUCUUCAUCGACCCCACCACUUGUAACUGCUUUAAGUUUGAAUUCUCGUCCUGAUUUUCACGUUCACCCUCUCAUCAUACACAAGAAUAAUUCACAGUUACUACAUCAACAUCAGCAUCAGCAUCAGCAUCAGCAUCAGCAUCAGCAUCAACAACAGCAUCAUCGUCACAUCAAUGCUUCAAAUGUUUCUUCUUUUGUUAAUCCUUCACUACCACCGUUUGAUCGGAAUGUUGGGUCUGCAUCGAAUUCUUUCACGUGUUUUGGAAAGAGGUUUGGUGAACCACCUGAUGUUAGUCCUGUUGAAAGAAGGAAUAAGCGUAUGAUCAAGAAUCGUGAAUCUGCUGCACGUUCUAGAGCUAGAAAACAGGAAAUUUUUGCUCUUUAUUUUCUCUUUUAUUACCAAAAUUGCAUUGCAUUGUACAAUUGUGGUUUUAACUAGUCAAAAUAACAUUCUCAAUAAUGUCAUAGUUUCAUAGUUUUAUGUUUUUUAAUGUUCAUAAAAUGUUUCAUGUUUUUGUAAUUUCAGGCUUACACUAAUGAACUAGAGCAAAAAGUUCAAUUAUUGAUGGAAGAAAAUGCAAGACUCAAAAGACAUCAAGAAGAGUUAUGGGAAGCAGCAAGUGGUCAGCAAAAGAAGAAGAACAAUUUAUAUCGAACAUUAACAGCUCCAUUUUGAGAGUAACAACUAUCUUAACUAAUUGUGGUCCAAAAUUAUGUUACACUUUUAUGACUGAAUUUGUGGUUAUGACUUUUCCACGUUUUAGUUAUUAAGGUAGUAGUUAAAGGGGAAUUAGGUUGUGUAUGAAAAAAAAAAAAAGAAGAAUGUGGUUUUGCCAUUCCAAGCAAGUGCUUCAACGUGGAAACUUAA